AUGAACCAGUCGUUCCAAGCCCAAGGCGGUGACUCCCUGCUCGCCAUCAAGCUCAUGGUCCAAUGCCGUGAGAUUGGUCGGGAUGUCACUAUCCAGGAUAUUCUUAGGGCGCAGAGCCUCGAUAGAAUCUGCCCACCGGACGAAAUCGAAACUCCUACCAGCGAACUAUCAGAAGAAUCGGAGACUGAUAUCUUUCAGGUGCCCGUGAGCAGUACGGCAACCCUACACGCUGCUAGCGGUUCCUUCGACGUCAAGCUGUUUUCAAUAGCUGGCGGUGUUCGAACAGUCGACAUAAUCGAAACCCUAGAGAGGGUUGCCUUCAGUCACCCAAUCCUCCUUGCCGAUCUCCGCCCCCGACUAACGGCCAAGAUGGAUAUUGCCUUGCGCCGGGUACCGAGUGGAGAUGAAUGGGUAGGCAGCGCAAUCUCGUUGCUCCAGAAGAAUCCGACGGCCACCUUUGCUGCCAUAUCCUUUGUGCUCAAGGAUACCGACCUCGUUCGGUAUAUUUGCUUUGCUGCUAGCAGGGCUAUUGUGGAUGAAGCCUCCUGGAAUGUCCUACUUGGAGAGAUAAUACCCACUGGCACUUCGAAGUCAGCAAACAGUGAUGUUACCCAACAUCCUCAAGUCCAUCCUCGGUACGCGACACACGCAGGCUCUAAGUUGGAGCACGACGCAUUCCUCACUAUUGAUGCUAGUACAAUAAGAGACGGUAAAGAUGUUAUUGUCAUCGACGCGACGGGUCUUGCGCAGGCCAAUCUACCUCAGCCCAACGACAUCCACCUCAUUCACAAAGUUUCUCACUUCCGAAAUCCCACGACGGCUCACGCGACAGCAAUGUUGCGCCAGGGCGGCGAUUGUGUACAAGUACACCUGUGCCUGCCCUCGGAGCUAAUCCAGCCCGGCUAUCUAUCUCAACUUGAACGCUCCAUCCGAUCCAAUACUACCGAGCUUCUGAACAACCUCCGAUCUGGCCCUACCAUCGCCACAAUAAGCGACUUUCCCCACUUAGGAGCCCGCUCGUACGACGAUCUUGACAACUUUGUGAACAAGCAGAUAAGACCUAUCACGCAGGAUCCUGUUACCGACGUACAAGAGGUGUACCCCUGCUCUGCUAUUCAAGAGACCUUUAUCCAAGCCCAGAGCGUGCACCCAGACUUGUAUCAGUGCAUAGCAGUAAUUGAAGUGCGCUCCGGCGAUGGAAUCUCCGAGGUGGAUCUAGCCCGGCUUCAAGAAGCCUGGCAGGGGCUCGUGGAUAGACAUACUUCUCUGCGAACUAUUUUCCUCGAAAGCGUAGUCCGCCCGGGUCAUUUUGACCAAGUCGUCCUACGGCGCUGGACCUCUGAACUAAUUGUCAAACCGGCGCAUCCCGACGAAGACAUCGCGGCGCUGAAGCGCUUUUCGUUCCCUGACUUCUCUCCACCGCACCGGGUGACGGUAUACAAGCAGUCACCCACCUCCGUUAAGAUCAGGCCUAGCUUCUUCCCCGUGACGGAUGCAAAGGCGGAGCGUAAAGCCUAUACUCGACUACAAAGAAGCAUACCCAUCAACACCGAGCUCCUUAGGGCAUUCUGCAUUCUUAGGUCAUAUACCGGCAUGCACGAUGUCAGCUUCUCUUAUGUGAACUCAGGCCGCCAUCUCGCGGUUCAAGGCAUAGAGAGCGCGAUUGGUUGCAAGCUCACGGACGCUUUGAAUCCUUCAGAAUAUGACCUAACGCUCAAUAUCGGCAUCCUUGGAGAUUGUCUUGAGCUUGACCUUUACUUCUGGGAAUCUCGACUCAGCCUUUCUAGCGCAGAUAGUGCGGCAGAGAGCUUUGCAGAGUCCUUCAGCCGCAUUGUGGAAACCGGACACAGCCGGCUAGGAGACAUAGAUAUUACGCCGGCAGGCCAUGUUGACCAGAUCAGACGCUGGAACAGCGUUUUACCUAGCCGGGUGGAAGCGAGGCUCCACGACGAUGUGUGGAAACAGGCUCGCACACGCCCUAGGUCUACUGCUAUACAGGGCUGGGACGGUGACAUGACCUACCGAGAGCUUACGCAGGCGGCCGACAAGCUUGCGGCUUACCUUGUCAGCCUCGGCGUCAAACCCGAGACCAAGAUCCCUCUGUGCUUCGACAAGUCUCGGUGGGCGGUCGUAUCCCAAUUGGCUAUCCUCAAGGCGUCAGGCUGUGUGGUCCCGCUGAGCACAAAGCAGCCGAAGCAGCGCAUCGAGCUUAUCCUCAAGGAUAUCGAGGCUUCCAUUGUGCUAGCAUCCGAAAGUCAUGCCGCUCAGUUCGGCACAACCCCUGACAACUGCGCUUUCAUCAUAUAUACCUCUGGAAGUACUGGUGUGCCAAAGGGUGUCGUUCUCACCCAUGGGAGCUUGGCUACCAGUGUCCAUUAUCUAGGCGCCCAGUUUAGACUGGGACACCACACCCGCACCGUACAAUUUUCGGCGUACACAUUUGAUAUCUCCAUCCAGGACAUAUACACCACUCUUCGCUACGGAGGGUGCCUGUGCAUCAUUUCGGAACAAGACCGACUCGAUAAUUUGGCACCAGCAAUGCGCCGUUACCGCGUCAACUGCGCGGGACUGACGUCCACGGUGGCCGGAACUAUUUCCCCGACAGAGGUUCCGUCGCUGAGGACACUCGUACUGCUUGGCGAGGCAGUGAAGCCCGCUGUUGUUAACAAAUGGGUGCACACCGUCGCUGUUUUCAAUGCAUACGGGCCAUCAGAGUGCUCCAUCCAAGCGAGCUGUCGCCAGCUCACCCCUUCUUGCAAUGCCCUGAAUAUCGGUUACGCAUUUGCCGGCGCGCUCUGGGUGGUAGAUGCCACCAGCUACGAUAGGCUCGUCCCCAUUGGGAGCCCAGGAGAACUUUUGAUCGAGGGCCCCCUGCAGGCCCGGGGAUACCUCAACGAUAAAGCCAAGACGGACGCGGCCUUCAUCGCCAGCCCAGCAUGGACAUCCAAGUUCGAGUUCGACACCCCGAAAAGGCUUUACCGCACAGGAGACUUGGUCCAGCAGAACACAGAUGGCUCGAUAACAUAUAUUGGCCGUCGUGACACGCAAGUCAAGUUCCGCGGCCAGCGUAUUGAGAUUGGCGAGAUUGAGCAUCAUAUUAUCCAACACCCAGCCGUCGCUGAUGCCGCCGUAGCCCUCCCAUCCACCGGCAACUGUAAUGGACGUCUGGUCGGUCUCGUCACUUUGAAGGACUACCUAGCUCCCAGCGCGCGGACGGAAAUCAGGCCAAUCUCGGCAGACAAGAUCGCGUCAACAAGGGCUACACUAGACAGCAUCCGAGAUUCUUUGGCCUCCCGAGUACCGGAACACAUGGUUCCUACCGUGUGGAUUCCGCUCUCGUCCGUGAUGCCGCAGAAUGAAUCGGCGAAGUUAGACCGCAAGACUCUCGGACUAUGGGUAGAUGACGUCGACAAAGAAUUGCUGGAUUAUCUUGCACAGCAGCCCAAGCAACAAGGAAUCACUCGCGCUGCGUCGCCAUCGGAAGCCAAGCUCCAAGAGAUUUGGUCGCAAAUCUUGAAGCUUCCUCCAUCCGAGAUUCCAAUUCUGGGCAAAUCAUUCUUGCACCUUGGUGGUGAUUCCGUCGCUGCGAUGCAAGUGUUACGGCGCCUAUGUCGCCUACUUGAGGAGAUUUCUGCCGAGGCAGCCUUGGACUACUGGAAAGCCCAGCUUCGUGGUGCCGAGCCGUUUUAUCUACCUCAUCUAACCGAGAAUGGUAUGGCUCCAGUCGGGCGCGACAUUCUUUCCACGACACGAGUGCCGCAAAAGCUGGUCACUGUAGAUUUGGAUUUCUAUGAUGAGCUCCGACGAUUCAGCGAACAAGCCGGCGUGACAAUGGCCAACAUCUUCCAGCUGUCUUGGGCGCUCGUGCUCUCCAAAUUCAGCGGGUUGAAUGACGUCCUGUUCGGCCACGUAGCAAGCGGUAGGGACGUUGAUGUUGCCGGCGUGAACGAGAUGGUUGGUCCGCUCAUCAACGUGAUGGUAACUCGGAUCCGCCUUGACAUGGACAAAAAACUACAAGACGCGUUGGAAGAGACACAAGAAUCCUCACUAGACUCCUUGAGCCACCAGAGAGCGUCCCUGCUCGACAUUUCGCAUGCUCUGAACUUGCAGGGCCAGAGUCUUUUCAACACAUCUUUAUCCUACCGCCCUGCUCUGCCAAAGGUCGGCUCCAAGGACGAGAUCGCUUCGCUUGAAUUCAUUACCGGCGAAGACCCAACAGAAUAUGACGUGAUUGUUAACAUCAUGACAUCGGCGGAUAACAUCUCAGUUUGGCUGCAAUACUCGCCGGAUCUUGUGUGUCGCCAAUCCGCCGACGGUCUCGCUGCAUGCCUAGUUCAGACGGUCCGCUCGAUGAUUGGGAACCAAGAACAGCCACUGAGCGCAAUCCAAGUCGUUACCCCUGCGGACAUUGCGCAACUCCUAGCCUGGGACCGGGAAAUUGUAGAGGUAGAGCAACGGGAAUGUGUCCAUCACCUCAUUGAGCAACAGAAUAGAGUCUGCCCAACAGCCCUUGCAGUCCACGCAUGGGAUGGGGAUUUCACUCUUGGGGAGCUCGAAGCCAAGGCCAGCAUCCUUGCUCGGCUUCUCAAGACAGAGUUUGGCGUAGGUCCCGAGAGCUAUGUUGCCAUAUGCAUGGAAAAGUCCAAAUGGGUUGCCGUUGCGCAGUUGGCCAUUCUCAAGGCUGGUGGCGCCGUUGUCCCGCUAAGUCCGAGCCAGCCCGCGCAGCGCCUUGAGAACUUAGUUCGCGACUCUAAUUCCCCAACCAUUUUGACCUCAAGCGAUACUGCGUCCGUCGUGUCUCACAUACGCCGCUGCAUUAACGUGGAUGACGAUCUGUUUUCGAGCCUUCCCAAUACCGAGGGAUACAGCUGCGAGACCGUGCAGCCAGACAAUCCGGCGCUGGUAGUCUACACAUCUGGAAGUACCGGUAUGCCCAAGGGCGUCGUCCUGACGCAUGCCAAUCUCAUGACAAAUUUCCGGACCAUGACCAGACUCCAUGGCUUCGACGCAAACUUGCGAUUUGGCCAAUUCUCAUCUCUGGUCUUUGAUAUCUCGUUUGGAGAAAUUUGGAUGACGAUUGGCUGCGGAGGGUGCGUCUGCAUCAUGUCGGAGGCGGAGAGAAUGAAUGACGUCGGAACGGCGAUGAGAAAAUACCAAGUCAACUGCACUUUCCUAACCCCGUCCGUGGCGUCUUUGCUCGACCUUGACUCGGUCCCAACCUUAAAACGGUUGAUGGUCGGAGGUGAAGCGAUGCAGCCCGCUCUGCUCGCGGAGCUUCUCAGCGUGCCACGCGUUGCGAUCCACAACACUUAUGGACCUACCGAGUGUACCAUUAUCGUGCUCUACAGCAAAAACCACAGAGAUUUGAGCUGCGCGAAUCUCCUCGGCAGACCCCCUGUUGGUGAGCUUUGGAUCGUUGAUGAGCACGGCCAAGUGUGUCCCAUUGGGGCUAUUGGAGAAAUCUGGAUCGGAGGCCCGGUCGUUGCCCGCGGGUAUCUCAACGACCCAGUCAAGACCGACAAGUCAUUUAUCUCCAAUCCACGGUUCUGUGUUGACGUAGGUACAAGAAGCAAGAGAUUCUAUCGCACGGGAGAUAUGGGGCGACAAAAUCGUGCGGGUGAAUUCGUCUUCGUAGGCAGGAAGGACACGCAGAUCAAGAUUCGCGGGCAGCGAGUUGAGGUUCAAGAAAUUGAGAGCAAGAUCCGACAACUCAACCAAGACGUCAAGAGCGCGACGGUACUUGUGAUAACACCCAACAAAGGCAGCAACACUAUCACACUUGUUGCGGCAGUGGAGCUCGAGUCCGCCUCUCGCAGGAACCUUCGCCGGUUCCAACCCGACCUUCCCUUCCUCCUUCUUUCGUCAGAGCUCCAAGACGAAUUUUCCGAGUUGCGAAGCAAGCUACAGGAUAUCCUACCCGCGUAUAUGGUCCCCGGUCUUUAUGUGCCGUACGACAGUGUGCCGUUGAGCAUCUCAGGAAAGACCGAUAGGCUCCUCAUGCGGUCGCAAAUCGAAAGCCUGUCCCCGAGGGUCGAAAUGGAGCUCAUGAUCCAAAUGCUGUGGGCUUCCAUUCUCAAGGCAGAUCGGGACAACAUUGGCAUUGACGACAAUUUCUUCCACUGCGGUGGAGACUCACUCACGGCUAUGAAGCUAGCGUCGAUGGCUUCAAAGUUCAACAUCUUACUUUCCGUUUCUGAUGUCUUUGGAAACCCCAAGUUGGCUGACAUGGCGCGCCGCGCUGAACAGUGCGCGCUGGAUGCUGCCGAUGGCCAAGCAGAGGAUUCGAUCACAACGCCCCUCGGUCUCUUGAAGGAUAUUCACGAAGCUUCAAACACAUCCAAGCUUGUCCCUUCUAUCCCCGCUUUAUCCCCAGAGCGCCAAGCCGAGUUCUCCGAUCUGUGGUGCAGGCUUCAAGAUGUCCUGCCCGCCGACAUGCUUCCAAGCCUCACCAUCCCAGACAGCAAAAUCCCUACUGGGGCAUCAAUCCUCAAGGUGGACCGGGACAACAUUGGCGUCGAAGAUAACUUUUUCCAAUCUGGCGGGGACUCACUGGUCGCCAUGAGGCUUGCCUCCAUGGCCACAAAAUUCCGCGUCUCCCUUUCGGUGUCUGAUAUCUUCGAAUACCCCAAGCUCGCCGAUAUGGCGCUACGCGCCAAGUGGCGUGGGUUAGACCAUGCCGAGGACGCGCCGCGCACACUUCCCGAGAGUGCCUCCAACGAUAUCCAAGACCCCGCAAUCUUGAAGCCUUUGGACGAUAUGGAAUCUGAAGAGCUACGCCGAGCGGCUGCAGAGUGCGGCGUCUCUAGUGCGGAUAUCGAGGAUGUCUACCCUUGCACGCCACUUCAGGAAGGACUCAUGACUCUCACUGCUCUUCAGCCGCUCGCGUAUGUUGGCCGAUGGGCAUACAAACUUCCCCAGUCCAUCGAUCUCGACCGUUUCAGGGACGCAUGGCAGCAGGUGGUUAAGAUCGCACCAAUCCUUCGAACAAGGAUUAUCCUUGGCAACCUCGCCGGGGCUGUACAGGUGGUUAUUCGAGAACCGCGAACGUGGCUGUCUGGCUCAGAUCUCAACCAGUACCUGGAAAACGACCGCGCAACGCACAUGGGCUACGGAUCAUCUCUUUCGCGACUUGCAAUCAUACAAACCGCAGAUAGCGAGCGGUACUUUGUGUUGACAAUCCACCAUAGCACCUACGAUGGAUUUAGCUUGACGAAGAUAUUCCAGUUAGUCGAGCAGGCUUAUAACUCGGAGCCUAUUCCCGCCCUGCCGCAAUUCACCCGCUUCGUCCAGUAUUUACAGGGCGUUGAUCCCGAGGCCACUGCUACUUUCUGGAGGGAUCAUCUAAAUGGGGACCUCGGUCAGCCUUUCCCCGCUCUCCCGGCGUCUUCGUACAAACCGGAAGCAACCCGGACCUUGUUCCACAAGUUUACUCUGGAGCGGGUAAGCGGAGCAUUCACCGUACCAAUCCUUCUCCGCGCAGCAUGGUCUCUCGUUCUCUCGGCAUAUUGCGGAAACGACGUCAUGUUCGCAAUGCCCCAAUCUGGGCGUGCCGCCCCGGUAGAGGGUAUUUUGGAUAUCGCGGCGCCAACCAUUUGCACCGUGCCCGUACGAGUGCACGUCGACAAGGACCAGAGUAUCCUCGACUUUUUGAACGAAGUUAACGGCCAAGCCACCAAAAUGAUGAAGUUCGAGCAUACUGGGCUUCAGUAUAUACGCCGUCUUGUGGACAACAGCAUCGUCAUGAACCACUUAUUUGCAAUCCAAUCAGGCUCUGAGCGCGACGCGUUGUCAAGGCGCCCGCUGGGGCUUGUCGAUAUGGACAUCGCCAUGCCCAACUUUGAAAACUAUGCACUCGUCGUCGAAUGCAUUUUAACCCGCGAUGCCACUCCAGGGAUGUGGUCUGUGGAGAUUGGGGCCAAGUUUGAUGAAAACAUUCUCUCCACCUCGCACGUUGAACGCAUCGCCGAGCGCCUCGGUUACGUGCUUGCACAACUGGACUCGGCCCUGGGGAGCACGGGCGGCGGUCAGGGCAAAGCGAUAGGAGACAUGGAACUUCUAUCUCGAAGUGAAAUCGCCCUGCUACAGAGCUGGCAUCCUUCUGUAGCUCCACCUCCCACCAAACAAGUCCAUGAGCUCAUCGAACAACGUGCCGCCGAUAGGCCGACGCACCAGCCGUCGAGUGUAGGCCAAUUUGUACCCAUGUGCAUUGACAAGUCAAAAUGGGCGGUUGUGGCCAUGAUAGCUGUGAUGAAGUCAGGUGCUGCAAUGGUCCCGGUCAGAGCCGAUGGUCUCGAGCGUCUGUACACAAUACUUGACGAACUCAAUGCCACUACGGCCUUGGCAACACCAAAUAACGCUCCUGUGCUACGGAGCAGGGUUCAACAUGUGGUGGAGAUCGGCGAAGACCUACUCCUUAGAAAGCUUUCUGAACAUUCUGGCCCAAAGGACGUGCUUACCGUAAAGCCAACGGACAUUGCAUAUGUUCUUUAUACCUCCGGUACCACAGGCAAGCCCAAGGGGGUGGUUGUCGAACAUGGCUGCCUUACCACAUCACUUGAGCCCAUGUGUGGGAUGGCUGACCUCGGACCAGAAACACGAGCGUUUCAGUUCUCCGAUUUUACAUUUGACACUUUCCUGUACGACAUAUUCUGCACCCUCCUCUCUGGAGGAUGUGUUUGCGUCCCUUCCGAAGAAGAGCGACUGAAUGACCUCCCGGGUGCAGUAUCAAGGAUGAAGGCAACCCACGCCCUCUUUGUGCCAUCCGUAUUGGCCACUCUUCACCCUUCGGAGUUCCCCAGUCUAGAGUCGCUUGUCCUCGCCGGCGAACUGGUACGAGAAGAGCAUGUAGCUGAAUGGGUUCGUAGGCCCAUACGCGUGUUCAACGGAUACGGUCCCACAGAGGCAUGCAUCCUUACUUGCGGCCACGAAAUCGUGGACAGCAAAGAGUGCGAGGUCAUUGGCAAAUCAUGGUCAGCCACAUGGCUUGAAACAAUGGAUGAAGCUACGUUCGCCAAGAUUAACUGCAUCAGAGCCGGCACUGAGCAGCAGCCCGACACCCCGUUGGAAGAGAAGAUGCAAGCAGUCAUCGCAGAUGUCCUGCACAUCACCGCAUCCAAAGUAGGAAUGAACCACUCGUUCCUAAGCAUCGGAGGUGAUUCAAUCACGGCCAUGCAAGUUGUGUCAAGGCUGAGGGCCCUUCACGGCCUAUCCACCCAUGUACGAGAGGUCUUACAAGCGACCUCCCUCGCUCAACUAGCUGGAAAGCUAUCAACCGUAAAAUCUUCACAGGAUAUCGAAGAAGAAGAGGAUGUAGAUGACGGAUCCUCGUUCGAGCUGUCUCCAAUCCAGCGGUUCCACUUCCAAUCAUUCGCAUCAGCCGGCUUGGACUCCCGGGACGACUUCCGCUUCAACCAGAGUCUUUGUUUAUCCGUGCAAGGCCAAGUAAGCCUGGCUACCAUUACUAACGCCGUGACGGAACUAGUAACGCGCCAUGAAAUGCUACGAGCCCGAUUCCAAAAGUCACAAGAUGGCUACUCGCAGCGUAUUGAGACCAAUAUCGAGGGAUCAUUCCGCAUCUCAGACCAUCUUUUCCCCAGCGUGGACUCUGUUCGGGAGGUCAUCUAUACGGCACAGCGUGAGCUUGACCCGGAACACGGUCCCGUAUUUUCCGCCGAUUGGAUUCAUGUCACCUCUGAAAGCAAGACCUUCCUUUUCCUCGCCGCCCACCAUCUAGUAAUAGACUUGGUCUCCUGGAGAAUAAUCCUCCAAGAGCUCGAAGACUUGGCCAAGACUCCAGCGGCUAAGCCAAGCACGAAGAGCGUCCCAUUCCGAAAGUGGACCCAAUUGCAAAUGCAACACGCUGCCUCGGUCAAGUCGAUAUCUGAAGUUUUACCGCAAGAUUUCGCGACAACUAGCGAUGCGGAGUACUGGGGGAUCGAGCGAUCCGAUAAUUUGUACGGUGUUGGCAUUACGGAGGAGUUCACCAUUUCACGAGAAGUCACGGAUAUCCUCUUUUCCCGCCAUGAGGCGCUCAAAACAGAACCUAUCGAAGCUUUGCUGGCCUGUCUCCUUCAGUCCUUCCACUCGGCCUUCCCAGACAAGCCGAGCCCCGUUAUAUUCAAUGAGGGCCAUGGCAGGGAGCCGUGGGAUGACAAGACGGACCUCUCCGCGACCGUGGGAUGGUUUACUGUCAUGAUGCCAGUUUACGUUCCCGACCACCAUCUGGACAUUGUAGAAGUGCUCAAGAGGGUGAAAGAUGUCCGCCGAAUGAUUCCGGGGGAGGAGUACCCUACUUCGCAGAUUGUCUUCAAUUAUUCCGGGCGCUUCCAGCAGCUUGAGCGCUCAGACAACGUAUUUCAACUGGACACUUCAUUCAACGACCCGGACCUGCUCGGAGUUGGAUCCAAAGUCAAAAGACCCGGCAUUUUCGAUGUGGAAGCUUCUAUGAAUGCUUCUAGUCUGCAAAUCAAGGUCACAUUCAACCAGAAUAUCAAGAAGCGCGCCGAAAUUCGGCAAUGGGUAGAAGCGUACCGCGACUCGCUCGUCAGCCUAGCAGGUCAACUCCCUCAGCUUCCGCGUGCAUUUUCUCGCAUCGACUUGCCCGGUCUCAACGCUACGUACGAAGAUAUUUCCAAGCUAGAAACGGAGACACUCCCGCAGUAUGGCAUUACGGACCUCGACGUGAUUGAGGAUAUCUGGCCCUGCUCACCCAUCCAGCAGGGUAUUCUCCUGAGUCAAUUGCGCGACCCAGAAAAGUAUCACCUCUAUCAGAUAUGCAAAAUCCAGACUCGCCAUGGUGGUGAAGUAGACCUCGAUAAGCUUUCUGGGGCCUGGAACGCUGUUGUUGCGCGACAUCCAAUCAUGCGUGCGCUGUUCGUACAAUCGGUCUCGGCGGCAGGUUUAUGUUACCAGGUCAUCUUGAAGGAGUUCAAGGUUGAACCCCCUCGCCUACAAUGCAGGACCGCAGACGAGGUGCAAUCUACCUUUGCUCGAGACGGUCGGCCACAGUAUAGCAAGACGACAUGUCUCCACGAACUCGCAAUCUGCACGACGGAAUCCAAAGAAAUAUACCUUCGAUUUUCCUUUAGCCACGCCAUUUCAGAUGCUUCGUCAACAGGAAUCCUUGUGCGCGAUCUCCUACAGGCCUAUGACGAUAUUCUCCCGCAUGAACCCGCGCCAUCUUAUGGAUUGCACGUAUCUUACCUACAAAAGACACCAGGAGCUGAAUCACUCAAUUACUGGAUCACGCGCCUCUUGAACGCGGAAUCGUGCUUCUUCCCGGCGGCACUAUCAGCCACAGCAGCCGCUAUCGGAAACAGGGUGGUCAAGUCCGAGCUCGUCAAUAUUGGCCCAAUCCACAGGUUCCGAGACUCGCAUGGUAUCACCAUUGCCAACAUUCUUCAGCUUUCGUGGGCCUACACCCUAUCUCGGUACACGGGCUCGCGCGACGUCAUGUUUGGCUACCUGUCCAACGGAAGGGACACCGGAAUUGAAGGUGUCACCGACAUUGUCGGACCGAUGAUCAACUUGACCCUCCCGCAUCCAGUCCAAGAUGAAUUCUUCAAAUCGCUCCAACACCAAAAAUGCCCCUUGGGUGACAUCCUUCACGCCGUAUCUACCUCCGGCAGGGGCUUGUUCAAUACCGUCGUCUCCUAUACUCGUGAGGCCUCGGAGACGUUCCAUCCCAACGCUAGCCUUCGCGUCUUUGCUAUGGACGGGGAUGAUCCGACAGAGUACGACAUUAGCCUUAGCCUCAUGUCGAGCGACAACAAGGUCCACGUCGCAAUGCGGUAUUCGCCGUCAUUCCUUGAUGACGUGGCUGCCAGAGCUGUUUUGGAUACAUUUGAACACAUCCUCUACUCCCUCUGCAAUGAGGAAAACACCACCCUGGCAAGCUUGCAGACGAUCUCCAGCUCAGAUGCCGCAAGACUUCGCGAGUGGUAUAACUCCCGCCAUAGCUCGUAUGAAGGCACCGUUCAAGACGGCAUCUACCAAAAUUGUCUCAAGACACCGAACGCGCAAGCCAUCCGCGGCUAUCUUGAGGAGCUUGGGGUCAAGGAAGAAAGCCCGGUUGCGUUCUACAUGGAAAAGUCCCUCUGGGCUAUUGUUGCCAUUCUCGCAAUCCAAAAGCUUGGAGCCUUGGUUGUGCCCCUGGGCAUUUCACUUCCUACUCAGCGUCUACGUGUAAUGGUUGGCCAGGUGCAGCCUAUCGCCGUCCUGACGACAGAAAAGAUGUUCGUCAAAGCUGAGGAGUUGGCUGCCACACGACUGUUGAUAGUUCAGGCUUCAUCGGAUUUCUUCCACCAUGCUCUCGACACAUCUCAUUCGAUCCCUCCACGACCAGUUAAGCAAAGAUCGUCAACCGUCGUCGUAUAUACAUCCGGCUCCACCGGCCAACCCAAGGGUGCCCUCCUUACGCAGCACGGCUUGUACACGAUUAUGCGCCGAUACGGUGAAAUCACCGGGAUCAAUGCGGAGACUCGGGCCCUUCAGUUCAGCUCCUUCGUUUUCGACAUCUUCACACUCGACGAAGAACGCCUCGACAUUGCUGGUUUAAUCAAAUCGAUGGAGGCGAUGAAGGUCAACCACGCCAUCUUCACCCCUACCAUGGCCAACCUCUUCGGUCCACAAGACGUGCCGAGCUUGAAAAUCCUAGGGUUAGCAGGUGAAGGAGUCCUUCCGAUCAAUGUUGAGACCUGGAGCCCAUACGCCAGGAUAUUCAAUGUUUACGGGCCUUGCGAAUGCACCGUCUUCACAAAUCUAGGAGGACCGUUGACCAUGGAGCAGCCCACAACCGUCGGCCCCGCGGCCGUAGGCUGCGUGUGGGUCGUCGACCCGGAUGAUCACCACACACUCGUGCCGAUAGGAGCCGUGGGCGAAGCCAUUGCUGAUAGCCCGGCCAUAGGAGCGGGUUACCUCAACAACCCGGAGCUGACCAAAUUGGCUUUCAUCCCGCCCCCAGACUUUGUGUCGUCGUACUGCUUCGGCCCCCAUCAGGUCGCAUACUCUACCGGUCCGGUGACCUGGGAUGGCCAAGUCAAAGUCAGGGGCCAGAGAGUGGAAGUCGAGGAGAUUGAGCAUAACGCGCUCACUGCUUUUACAGCCGCCAAGAGGGCCGCCGCGGUGCACAUCACGCCGCACACUAGAAACUCGACAGACAAGAUGCUGGCUCUCGUCCUCGAAAUACCUGCGCCAUCCGGUGGUGAUUAUGACAAAGAACAGAUUAACACAUCUCUGUCGUUCCUCCCGGUCGACGACGCCAUGGUAUCUUCAUUACUCGCCCUUCAGCAAGCGCUGGAGGAUGCGCUGCCCUCUUACAUGAUACCGGCAAUCUAUGUUCCAAUCAGCGCGAUGCCCAUGACAACGUCCAAUAAAGUCGACCGGCUGAACAUACGAAAAAUGCUCGAGCGAUUAGACGAGGAGAGGAUAUCCGAAUUCGGGUUUACCAAAUCCGAUUCUGAUGAGCCGUUAACAGAGGCCGAGGCGCAGCUCCAGGGCCUAUGGUCCAACGUACUUGCUUCGAGCAAAAGCUUCGAUCCCAACUCCCACUUCUUCCGAUCCGGCGGUGACUCCGUCGUUGCAAUGCGGCUGGUUGCCCUCGCCCGGGAAGCGAUCCCACCGCUGGCCCUAACCGUGGGCGACGUCUUCUCCAACCCCGUGCUUCGAGACAUGGCUCGCGUAAUGAAGAAGGGAGAAGCAGCAUCAACCAAGUUGGAUCUGGAGCCGUUUUCUCUCUGCAAUGCUGGGGGCUCUAGGUUAGAGGCGAGUGAUAUCACUCGCAUUUCUUCUCUAUGCAAUCUAGACCCAGAAGACGUGGAUGACAUCUACCCUUGCACGCCACUCCAGGAAGGUAUGAUGACCAUCACAUCCAGCCAGCAAUCGGCCUACGUCAGCCGGUGGGCCUUCAGUCUCGACGACAGCAUAGAUCUCGCCAAGUUCAAAAAUGCUUGGAAAGUAGUCGUCCAAGAAGCCCCCGCCCUGCGAACCAGGAUUGUCCAGGACGAUACAUUCGGGGCCGUCAGCGUAGUUUCAAGGCGAGAGGCGAACUGGUUGUCCAUCUCUUGCGACCUGGAGUCCUAUCUUAAAGCGGAUUCUGAAGACGCCAUCACCUUUGGUACCCUCUCGUACGGUUUGCCCGAGGCAGAGAAGUACUGGAAAGCGCAGUUCGACGGCCACCUCGCGAUCCCAUUCCCCAAGACUCCGAAACAGCACACGCCUGGCCCCUACCAAAAACUAUCGCGAAGAAUCACCAACCCUAGCACACCUAAAACCGUGACAGUAGCUACCCUUCUCCGCGCCACCUGGGCGCUGAUCCUAUCCAACGAGAUUGGGCACCCCGAUAUCUCAUUCGCCAUGCCCCUCUCCGGCCGCACCUCCAGCCUAUCCUCAAUCCUGGACAUCAUUGGCCCGACGCUCACUACCGUGCCGGUGCGCGUACAAGUAAACCAGGGGUCUAGCAUCUCAGAAUAUCUAGACCUAGUACAGAAGCAAACGGUAGACAUGAUGCCCUACGAACAUACGGGACUUCAAAACAUUCGGCGACUAGCACCCGACUCUUCCCUCAACUUCAAUCACCUCUUCGUCGUCCAGCCAGCCACGGAACGCAUUGGACAAGGUGCCGCCUCAAGCUUCCCGGGCCUAACCCUGCUUCCCCAGGAGACUUCCAACUUUUUCGAAUACCCGCUCAUCGUCGAAUGCAACCUAUUCGAGGGGUCCACCGAAGAUCAUGAGUGUGACAUCGGCUUCUACUUUGACCAGGAAGCUCUUGACGCGUCCCAGGUUGAUACGCUUCUCGAAACCUUUGACUUGAUCCUCGCACAGCUGUGGAAUGCGGCAGCUAGCGACAGCACAGACUCCGAAAGCCCGACCCUGGACUCGAUCGAUUUCAUGCCGCCGUCACAAAUCCAGCAACUCCUUAAAUACGACCGCGAAACAGUGGAUACACCAGUCACAUCCUGCAUCCACGACUUCGUCUACGAGCAGGCCCUGUUCCGACCGUCCGCCCCAGCAGUUUCCUCAUGGGACGGUGACUUCACCUUUGCGCAGCUCGAUGCCAUGGCGUCCACGCUCGCCCAUCACCUCGUCUCCAUGGGUGUUCGCCCGUCUGUUUGCGUCGUGCUCGCCUUUGAAAAAUGCAAGUGGGCCGUUGUGUCUAUGCUGGCGGUUUUCAAGGCCGGAGGAGUGGUGGUGCCUAUUCACUUCAAACACCCCUUGAAUAGAAUUCGUUCGAUUGUGGACGAUACCGAGGCCAGGAUCGUUCUCACAUCCAGGCCUGUCGACGAGUACACGCCAAUCGCACCGCACGUCCUAGGGGUCAAUGACGAGCUGAUGGCGACGCUACCCCAGAAUACGUCUUCCGCUUGCCCGACUGUCCAGACAACGGAUACUGCAUGCAUUUACUUCACAUCGGGUAGCACAGGCAAACCCAAGGGGGUCAUCCUAGCCCAUGAAGGUCUCGUACACUCGUUGAAAGCAAUUGCAGCGGGUGCUCAGCUCAACUCCAAAACGCGGUCUCUGCACUUCUCGACCUACACGUUCGAUAUGAGCCUCAUCGAGAUCUUCCCCACACUCUUCAUGGGCGGCUGUAUCUGCAUCAUCUCCGAAGAAGACCGAAUGAGCAAUUUGACCAAGUCUAUAGUGGAGGCCAACGUCAACGCGCUCUGGCUCACGCCGCUCGUGGCUGGCCUGCUCCGCCCCGAUGAAAUGCCACAAGUCAAAUCCCUGGGACUUGGUGGAGAGCUUGUGAGACGCGACGUCAUUGAACUUUGGGCCUCCCGAGACGAUGUCAUGGUCACCAUCAUGUACGGGCCGGCGGAAGCAUCCAUAUUGUGCAACAUGACACCGCGGCUGAACGCCACGAGUGACCCUGCCAACGUUGGCCCGCAGACCAACGUCGGAAAGCAGUGGGUCGUGGAUCCCUCCAACCACCAUCGACUCAUGCCCACUGGCAGCAUCGGAGAGCUUUUGCUCGAGGGUGUCACCCUAGCCAAGGGAUACCUCGGAGAUCCACAGAGAACCGCCCAGUCGUUUAUUAGCGAUCCUGAAUGGCUCAAGCGCUACAAUUUUGUUCCCGAUUCCGGUCGGCGGUUCUAUUGCACAGGAGAUCUGGUUCGACAGAAUAGGGAUGGCACACUUACCUAUAUCACCCGCGCCGAUGGGGAGAUCAAAAUCAACGGGCAGAGAACCAAUAUUGCCGAAAUCGAGUGCGCUAUUCAAGCCAAGCUGCCACACAUCCAUAACCUCGCGGUCGGAAGGCUUCCCGUUGAGGCUUUGCGCAAUGGUAGAACAGGCAACGCACAGCUCCUUGUUGCGUCGCUCGAGCUUGGCCCAUCAACACCGUUUUCCGACUCCACCGAUGUAGAGGGGCUAUUGCUUCCACUGUCUGACGAUAUGUCUAGCACAUUCGAGAAACUAAGGGAGGACCUCGCCGACAUACUUCCCACAUACAUGGUUCCGACUCUCUAUCUCCCGAUCCGCAAGAUGCCCAUGACAACCGCCGGCAAGUCGGAUCGCCGUACUCUCUGGAACGCGCUGAAAGAGCUAGAUAACCUUGCCGAUUACCUUGGGGAUAACAAGGCCAAGGUCCCUCCGUCUACCCCACGGACGAAUCACGACUUCUUCAAGAUUGGAGGAGACUCCAUUUCCGCCAUGCGCAUCGUAUCAAUGGCUAGGCGGAGUGGAACCCUUUCAAUUUCUGUCGCUGAUAUGAUACGCCAUCCGGUCUUAUCGAAACUGGCAUUGGUUGUCGAUCAGCGAGGCAACGACCAAGUUCAUUCGAUUGAGGAAAAGUAUGAACCCUUCUCAGCAUUUGAAAGCACCAAGACCACCAUUGUCCACUCUCUGGAACCUCUUUUGGACACGUCCGGGACAAUUAUCGAUGCAGCCCCGACAACUGAUUUCCAAGCAUUCUGUGUCAGGGCCACCCUGAGCAAGACGCGUGAUCUCCUCGCAUACGUCAGUCUAGAUGGUAGCGGCGCAUGCGAUAUCUCGCGGUGGAUCCAAGCCUGCCACAGGCUCAUCGAUAGCCACGAGAUCCUACGUACUGCCUAUGUUUCCAUGACAGGACGACUAUUCCAAGUGGUACUCGACGAGUACCGGCCCAAGAUUGAGCAUUAUGAGACCGCUGAGCCGGUUGACCAGUUUUCCGACGAUUUGAUCCGGCGGGAUAUGGACCGAGUUCCGACCCUUGGCCGUCCGUUUACGGAGUUUGCCAUCAUCACAUCGACCACGAGUACGAAGCACCGAGUUCUGUUUCGCGUCAGCCACGGCGAAUAUGACGGCAUUGCACUCUCGUACAUGAUGUCCUCUUUGCAACAGAUCUUCUCCCAGCCAAAUAACCUCGAGCGUACCGCCUUCAUCCCAUACGUAGCCAGUCUUCUCAAGCAGCCCAGAGAACCUAGUCUGGGCUUUUGGCGCGAUAUCCUACAAGACUGCUCGAUGCCCAAACUUGGCGGUAAUCCUUCAGGACACACCUUUUCCGAGAAGGCGGUCGGAUGCUGCGCCAACAUCGUACCUGUCCGUGUUCGAUGGGAUGACUCCUGGACAGUCCGAAACCUCCUCCACCACCUCCAAGAGCAACAGCUGAGUCGUAUACCGCAUGAGCACGUUGGCUUCCGGGAAAUUUUGCGCGACUGUUCUGGUCUUCCCAUGCCACCCUAUUACACCUCACGCAUCAACCAUGUCGACGCCCGGCCGCCACAGUCGCUCCGCCUCGGAGACGGCGAAUAUGACUUCUCCAUCAGGUUUCCGGAUGUGGCGGGGGAUUCGAGCGAUGUUUCCAUCACGUCUUCGUCUGGACCCAGCCAUGUUAAAAUCGUCUUCUCAUGUCUCCAAUCAGUUGUCACCCCCAUUGAGGCAACCGCAUUCCUCGCAGCCCGCGCGACGUCGGGUGCGAGAGAGAUCAAUGGGGUAUUAACCGAUCACAGCGACCAAAGCGAAGCCGUCGAGUUUCAGAAAUUGCAAGUGUUGUCGACAAAAUUACAGAAACUAGCCGUGGACGCUCACGCUUUUGGGGGCAAGGUGCGGUCCGCUCAAGUGGUCUCUCUGGAUCUCCAGACAGCAUUGUCGGCGCAUCUACCUGAGAUUGAUGCUUCCUCUGCUAUCCUAGCAAAGCAGGUAAUGAGAGUGGGGAGAUAUACCCCGCGAGAGGCCAUCAAUCUCGCUACUCUUCUUCAAUACGAGGUCUUCUUGGACGUCAGCACGAGCUUCCUUACACUUAUGAUUCACUUACUUUCAAGAAGCUCCAAGGCAGAUCAGGACCGAAGCCUAAGCCACGAAGAUACCAAGCUGCUUCUCAUAAGAACCGCCACGGCAUGCCAUGAUAUCGCACGAUCAAACGGCAUACUGCGGGUAGAUCAGCCAGUCCAUACCUUGCAAGACGCAUCGGGUUCUAUGCCUCCUGCCUACGAGGAGCUACCUCCUCCAUUCGAAAACUCGCCUACCUAUGUGGAGAGCUCCCCUAGCGAAGCGCCACCAGAGGCUGCACCUGGAUUUCGCGACAGCGAUAGCCACACGCCCUACACCGGCAAGGGGAAAGCCAAGGAAUCGAGCUCGGGAGGGUUUCUAAGCGCUUUCAAGGCCGUCACAGCAGCGUUGCGGACGAAACCAGAACUGUUGGUCGUACCGCUCUGCCAAGCCUCUGCGAACGGCAACGUGCCCCAGGUGAAGGCGCUACUCAACCAAGGAGCGAAUAUCAACGGCCGCAACGAGGAAGGCCAAACACCCUUGAUCUGUACCAUUCUCUCAGGCCAGCUCGACGUCUUGAGGUUCCUUUUGAGCGCUGGCGCUGAUCACGGCAUCUGCGAUUCGGGACGCAAGGGUAAGACGCCACUACUACAUGCUAUCGAGGCUCAGAACCGAGACGCAGCGGAGCUUCUCCUCACACACGGCGUCGACCCCAACCAGGCCGACGAUUGGGGACAGCUGUACUUUGCCUCCUUGGUCCGGGGCGACACGGCGCCGUCGUGGAUCGAGCUGCUUCUUUCGUUUGGAGCUGAUCCGAAUGGCAAGGAUAUGCACGGACGACCUCUCGUGAUCCUCGCAUUGCAAAAACGCGCGAAACAGCCCGACUGCGAGGAAGUCGUCAAAUUACUACUACGCCAUGGCGCGAAGCCCGGCUCAAAAGGCCCUGACGGCACGCCUCUCAUCCACAUUGCCCUGCAGCAGAAGCGCGAGCGACUCGUGUACCGACUCUUAGAGAUAGGUGCCAAUCCCAACGCCAAGGACGUCUCCGGAAUCUCGCUCCUGGCCGUCGCACUCAAGAAAAACGACCGCGCCCUCGCCAAGGCUCUUCUCGAGCGCGGGGCCGAUCCCAACGCUGCCGACAUUUACGGGUCGUACCCAAUCAUCAACGUUUUGUGCGAGAAGCGCCUCGCGCCAGCGGACCGCGAUGCGCUCGCCAGAAUCCUACUCGAGCACGGCGCGCGUGCCGACAGGAAAGACCACUGGGGCGUGACGGCCGUAGAGCAUACCGUAGUUCCUAUUCUAGAAGGCAUAGCACUGCCUCCCUCCAACAGCGAAAAUAUCAGCAUCGUGGAGCUGAUAUUAAGGAAUGGUGGUGACGCAAACCAGUCCUUGUCCAAGGUGGCGGGCGAGCCCACUCUGCUCACCCAUGCUCUCGACCGAUCCGGUUGGGCUAUCGCCGCUGCGGCGCUCCGGUAUGGCGCAAACCCAAAUCUGAUGGAUAAGGAGGGCCGAACGCCAUUGCUCCUGUCUGUGAGAAAGGGCUCCGUGGAGGCGGUGGGGCUAUUGAUCCAGCACGGGGCAAUGGUGAACUACCCUAGGCAGUCGUUGCCUCUUGAUGUGGCCUUGUCGCAAGGGGAUACGGAGAUUGUCAGCUUGCUCAGGUCACAGGGAGCGGUUUCGGCCGCCAAACUACCAGACUCUACGGUGCACUAA
This is a messenger RNA of Parascedosporium putredinis, 19896 nucleotides long. The record is from the annotation of a GenBank genome assembly. NCBI's taxonomy places the organism in Eukaryota, Fungi, Ascomycota, Sordariomycetes, Microascales, Microascaceae.